This is a messenger RNA of Chanos chanos (milkfish), 2491 nucleotides long. RefSeq names its product kynurenine--oxoglutarate transaminase 3. Gene Ontology annotation, molecular function: pyridoxal phosphate binding; L-kynurenine:2-oxoglutarate transaminase activity. NCBI's taxonomy places the organism in Eukaryota, Metazoa, Chordata, Actinopteri, Gonorynchiformes, Chanidae. Bases 294 to 1643 code for a protein of 449 amino acids. Gene Ontology annotation, cellular component: cytoplasm; mitochondrion. Gene Ontology annotation, biological process: biosynthetic process. The record is from RefSeq and is a predicted model, not a curated record. The transcript has 14 exons.
AUAAAUACGAGACCCAAUUGGUUAGAAAUGAGGGCGGGAUAUGGGACAUCACGCAGAAUCGUGCGAAGCGAAUCGCAAAAUACGUUUACUAUAGCUGUGAAAUAAGUGAGUAAUCUUAAAGGGUAAAUACAUUGCUUGUUUUAGAAAAUUGUUUCAGCUAGUCUUAAGGAUGUUCUCAGUUGAAAAGGCUGUAAUAUAUCGUUAAAUUUCCAUAAUGUCUAAGUAUGUGACUCUCUUCCUGUCCUUCGGUAACUUGUCUUUGGGGUCGGACGGUUGUGGAAAUACAGCGAGAUAUGAGUAUCCAUUUUAUUAGAUGUUGUCGAUCUGCUACUCGUUUGUUUGGAAGUAAUUCAGUUAGAACCCUUUCCUCUUCUCAUAUAAAAAUGGCAUCCUCUAAACAUAAGAACACAAAAAGAAUUGAGGGACUGGACAAGAAUGUAUGGGUGGCCUUCACAUCACUGGCUGCAGACCCCUCUGUGGUUAAUUUGGGACAGGGUUACCCAGACAUCCCCCCGCCCAUCUACAUAAAAGAGGGUCUGGCACAGGCUGCCAUGGUGGACAAACUGAACCAGUACACUCGAAGCUUUGGUCACCCACCCCUGGUGAAGGCCCUGGCUCAGGUGUAUGGGAAAGUACAUGGCCGGCAGAUCGACCCUUUUAAAGAGGUCCUGGUGACUGUAGGCGGUUAUGGGUCAUUAUUCAGCACAAUGCAGGGACUGGUGGAAGAGGGAGAUGAGGUCAUAAUUAUUGAACCUUUUUUUGACUGUUAUGUCCCAAUGGUUAGAAUGGCUGGGGCUAAGCCUGUUUUAAUACCAUUGCGACUGAAAUCCGGCACCAAAAAAAACAUCUCUAGUGCGGACUGGGUUCUGGACCAAGAUGAACUUGCCAGUAAAUUUAACUCGAAGACAAAGGCCAUAAUAAUCAACACUCCAAACAACCCCCUUGGGAAAAUAUUCACCAGAGAUGAGUUACAGGUUAUUGCUGACCUUUGCAUCAAACACGACACACUGUGCGUCAGCGACGAGGUGUAUGAGUGGCUCAUAUUCAAGGGUCAUGAACAUGUAAAGAUAGCGACUCUCCCUGGUAUGUGGGACAGAACCAUCACCAUUGGCAGUGCAGGGAAAACCUUUAGUGUCACUGGCUGGAAGCUUGGCUGGUCCGUAGGCCCAGAGCACUUGAUUAAACAUCUACAAACUGUAAUGCAGAACAGCCUGUACACUUGUCCCACUCCUUUACAGGAGGCUGUGGCCCAGGGACUGCUGAAGAACUAUGAGCUGAUGGGCCAGCCUGACUGUUACUUUUCCUCCCUGGCCACUGAACUGGAGGUGAAGAGAGACCGUCUGGCCGGCAUCCUGCAGGACGCUGGCAUGUCUCCAAUUAUCCCAGAGGGCGGAUACUUCAUGAUUGUGGAUGUUACGGUUCUCAACCAGGACCUGUCCCAUAUUAAGGAUGAUGAACCAUAUGACUACAAGUUUAUCAAGUGGAUGAUCAAAGAAAAGAAAUUGGCUGCCAUUCCAGUAACAGCAUUCUGUGGAGACGAUUCCAAGAAGCAGUUUGAGAAAUACAUCCGUCUGUGUUUCAUCAAAGAAGACAGUACUCUGGAUGCUGCAGAGACCAUACUGAAGAACUGGAAUAGAAAUUGAUGUCAGAUGUAGUGUUGGAAGAUAAAGGGCUCUUCUAUCAUCUCCCUUUUAAGGGUUUAUUUCGUCUCUUAAACACCAUAGUCCAUCUGCUGAAAUAGUGCCUAUUUUGUCAUCAGUUACAGUGAUUUCAAGGUUUAAAUUUCACUCCCACUUGGUUUAACUGAGAAUGUCUCCAGAAUUAGUUUUGUGUGUUUUUUUAAUUGCUUUCCUAUUUAUUAUAAUUGUUUUUCAGCUGUUUGUAUUGCAGUAAAUUUGGUUGGGAUUGUAAACUGUUUAUUUGGGUUCUCCUAAGUUGUUGCUAUCUUUCCACUUCAGUGCUUUGAAAAGCAAAUUUCGAUUACAAACAUUAAUUUGUUGGGUUGAUUAAUUGAGUUGGAUGGCUUUUAGUGAUGUUUCCAAAUGAAAAUAAAACAUGAAGUUUCCAGCUGUGCUUUCAUAUAUCAAUUUAACUGCUAAACAACAAACUAAUUCAAAUAGUAAAAUGCAUAUCCUUGUCAAAGCUGUACUGACUUUUCUCACUUUCUGUUCUUUGGUCACUAGGUGGCAGUAUUCUCUUUAAAAUGAUUUGUUCUAACUUCAGUAAAGUUAGGUGCGGGUCAACAAGCAUGCCUUAAAUCAAUAUUUUUAAAUGUCCCAGGUGUAAAUGACACAGGAAAUCACUAAAAUGGUUUUGCAGGAGAAGAAUGUUUUUUAGCUUUAAAAUGUUCUGUUUGAUUCUGGUGUUUAAAAUUCUAAGAAGAUGCAGUUCCUUAAAUAACUCAUGUAGACGUGUGGAACUCAUAUAGUUCCUUAAAUAACCCUCAUUAAAAUUAAGGGAACUCAAGGUUUCGAAUGUAUACGUAGCCAGA